AUGUAUCGAUGUAUCGAUUGUGUCGAUAAUAACUUUUUGCGUAUCUGUUAUAGCUGUUUUAGUAACGUUUAAGUAGGAAACCAGUUAUUGGUUUUGCACUGUUUAACCCGUGUUUGGGUACAUCGGCUAUUUCACACUAGCUUAAAAGGGUUUUAUAUUUAUAAUAGCUAGACGCAUAAGAGAACUGAACUGAACUAGACUGCACUUUAACGACAAUGUGUAUAGGUAGUUUUAAAAUUGACAUUAUUCAUAAUGUUUUUUUUUCCGAGCUAUAUGUACUUUCUAUGAUUAUUUUGACACCACUGACAUACGGUGAAGGUAAACAUCGACUUAUAAUUUCUAAUUAUAAGUUUGAAAUCGCCAACCCGCAUAGGAACAGAGAUCGUGGUCGUGGUGGCCCGGAGGUUAGGGAGCCCGCUUCUCAUGCAUGCUGUGUAAGUUCGAAACCUGGCAAGUACCAAUGUGACUUUUUCAGGGUUAUAUUUUGUACUUUCUAUGAUUAUUUACACACCACUAACAUAUGGUGAAGGUAAACAUCGUGAGGAAACCUGGACUUAUAAUUUUAAUUAUAAGUUUGAAAUCGAAAACCCGCAUUGAGCAAGCGUGGUGAUUAAUGCUCUAACCUUCUCCGUAUGAGAAGAGGAUUGCUCAGCAGCGGGCACUUAUAGGCUGAUGAUGAACUGAUGAUGAUGAUGACGAGGAACAAAGAUAGCAACUUUUUUUAUAUGUUAUAUUCUCACGUAUCGGGAAUGCAAUAAACUUUUAUUAUAAUUGGGUAGUUUCCUAGGUCAAAAAUAAAUUAAUUCGAUGUUUCAAUACAAUAAAAUAUUGAAAAAUAACUAUACUUUUAUUCAUCGAUCGAUCGAUACACCAAGUUAUAGAUUUUUUUUAGCUAAUUAUUGUGAAAUAAGUAAGCUAUUUGACGCAAAAAUGUUAUGACGUCAUAGCUCAGUUUUCAUACAAAUUUCAUAGAAAAGUAUCGUUUUUGGCGUUUGGAUAAAAGUAUUGAAUUAGACUAGUUGGAAACUACCAUAUUAUAGAGGAGGCCUAUACAUCAGUAC
Spodoptera exigua (beet armyworm) is the source of this 1061-nucleotide messenger RNA. The record is from the annotation of a GenBank genome assembly. NCBI's taxonomy places the organism in Eukaryota, Metazoa, Arthropoda, Insecta, Lepidoptera, Noctuidae.